UGGACCACACAGUGAUAUAGAGAUAGGGAGUGGAGACAACAUGAAAGGAAGCUCAAGUCAAGAACCAAAUCUUCAGCUACCUGUACCUAACUUAAAAACUCAUGGUCUCAAAGAAGAACCAAGUAACAGCACAGAGGAAACAAUCUCUGCCCAAAUAGUGUCACACUUGGAGAUGUCACUGUUUGUGCCAAUGCAAGCAAUUAUUGGGAAGGUGACAUCACGAGGGAGUAUGAGGGUUCCCACAUCCCCCAAAUGUGCUUCUUUUCCUGUGAAUCUUGGAUGUUCUUCUGGGCCACAAAGUGACACAGAAAAAGGGAGUGGUGAUACUCUUCAGACUACAGCAAGCUUCCUUGACAAUACAAUAAAAGGCAAAGAAAGUGAAAACAUCAAGGAGGAAAAAAAGACCCUCAAAAAAUCAGUGAUAUUGAAUGUUGCCCCAGUGACUGGAAUGGAAUCUAAGAAGAAUAUUGAGACUUGUGCCACCCAAACAGAAGAAACAUCUAUACUAUUAGUUUCUCAUAAAGCAGUACAGAUCCCUGAAGAGCCAGGAAGUGAAUUACAAAGCUCAGAUCCCUCUCCAUCUUUUUCAAACAUGAGAUUUGUGGGGCAGAAGGGGAAACCAAAUAGAAAGGAAAGAAAAUGCAAGGGAAGAGGGAAUGUCAGCAAUUCAGAAGAGGAAGACCAAGCUGAGAAGAACAAAAUUAAAAGAAUAGACAAGAAACAGAAACUAGAGACUGUCAAAGUUCUAAGAAGGAGAAGCAUAUGGUUCCAAAAGAUGACUCUUGGAGAUCUGCACCCACUGUAUACACCACGUCCUUGCAGAAUCUAUCUGCUCACACUUGAAGGUACCCACACAGAGACAGCCACCAUCAUCAAUGGAGAUAGACAGUAUGGGCUUGAUCCAGAGGAGAGAGAGGAAGUCACUCUUGAAGAAGGACUGAUGACACAGCUUGUGCAAAAGGGCAAGAAAACAAUACAGGAGACACUCCCAAAGGUCAAAGUGAGGAGGUCACUGAAACAGCAAGUGAAGAGGUGGCUGUUUCACGGACCCCACGGUUGUAUCCGGCUGGUUCCGGACAAAUCCCUGCAUCUGGCUUGGACGGUGAACCUUGCUAGAGUCCAGCCGCGAGGACUCCGGGGUGGGCGAGGGUGCGUUCGGCUGUUACAAAGGGUGCCCCCUCACCCUCCAGAGCUGCCGUGCGGAGCGCUGGGUCUGGGUGGCGCGGAGCGCGGGAGACCUGGAGAGCAGGAGCGGGGGUGGGACUGGAGGGGAGCGUCCGUGGGCCUGUCCUGGGGCUUUCGCGGGAGAAGCUUCUGUAGAGAUGUGUGGUGUGUGUGGCGGGCAAUCCAGACUAUAGUAUGUUAA
Molecule: messenger RNA, 1366 nt
Organism: Gracilinanus agilis (Agile Gracile Mouse Opossum)
Lineage: Eukaryota; Metazoa; Chordata; Mammalia; Didelphimorphia; Didelphidae
Exons: 13
Coding region: 41-1366 (441 amino acids)
Source: RefSeq, a predicted model, not a curated record